Molecule: messenger RNA, 4188 nt
Organism: Linum trigynum
Lineage: Eukaryota; Viridiplantae; Streptophyta; Magnoliopsida; Malpighiales; Linaceae
Source: the annotation of a GenBank genome assembly
CCUCAAAUGAAGGAUAUGUUUGCUAGUUAAGUUUGCUGGUUGAUUAAAGUGAGGCAAAAGAUUCUUUUGUGUGAAGCGAGAGAAAUAUGACUAAUUUAUUCUUGUUAAAUUUGAUUGAGAUGAUGGGUAACUGAGGAGGCGGAUAAAGCUGACAUUGCGGGUACUUUUUAUCAGCAUUUGUUCACAUCUGAGAGCCAGGUGCCUAAUAUGACCUCACGAGUGGAAGCGCUCCCAAUUAGCAGAGCGGUGACUCCGGAGAUGAAUGCUAGCUUAACGGCUCCUGUCUCUCCGGAAGAGGUUCGCCGCACGGUUUUUGCAAUGGGAUCCAAACAGGCACCUGGGUCGGAUGGGUUCACUGGCAAGUUCUUUAAGGCCUUCUGGGACAUUGUUGGAGAGUCAGUGAUUGGUGCGGUGAUUUCUUUCUUUGAGUCAAGUAAGAUGCUCCGUAGCUUCAAUCACACGUGGUUGACGCUGAUCCCUAAAGUGGAAAACGUGGAAACAGUGAAGCAAUUGCGGCCUAUUAGCCUUUGCCAAUUUGUGUAUAAGAUCAUUUCAAAGAUCAUGGCGACUAGGCUGGCUGAAAUUUUGCCAGACAUUAUAUCGGACGGUCAAAAUGCCUUUAUUCGUGAGAGGCAGAUUGUGGAUAAUAUCCUUCUGGGGAAUGAAUUGAUGCACUAUUUGAAAACAAAAAACCGUGGUAAGAAAGGGUAUAUGGCUCUGAAGGUUGACAUGGAAAAGGCCUAUGACAGAGUCGAAUGGCCAUUUCUGCUUGCGAUUUUGGAAAAAAUGGGAUUUAAUUCAAUUUGGCGAGGAUGGAUUCAGGAGUGCCUCCGGUCGACCUCGUUUUCUGUCCUUAUGAAUGGUACCCCGUCAGGGUUCUUUUCCCCAUCCCGGGGGCUUAGGCAGGGUGACCCCCUCUCCCCUCUGUUGUUUGUCAUCUGUACGGAGGGGUUUGCAGCGCUCCUUCGUCAGGCAAUUUCGAACAAAAAACUAGAAGGGGUUAAAGUCGCUCCGCGUGCACCUCGGAUUUCGCAUUUGUUAUUUGCUGAUGACUCGUACUUGUUUCUCCGAGGAUCCCUCCAAGAAUGUGAAAAUCUGAUUGAGGUCCUGAAUGAGUAUGAGGAGCUGAGUGGGCAAAAGGUGAACCUGGCCAAAUCAGCGGUGUGCUUUAGCAAAAACAUUGCGGCACAGGAUCAGGAGUUUUUAGCCCAGGUGCUGGGUGUUGGGGCGGUUGGGGUACAUGAUAAAUACUUGGGGUUGCCAUCUUUAAUUGCUAGAUCCAAGAUGGCAACUUUCCAAUAUUUGGAAGAAAAGUUGUUGGAGAGAUUGCAGGGAUGGAAGCAGAGAACUUUGUCUUGGGCGGCAAAGGAAACCUUGAUCAAGGCGGUGGCAAUGGCUCUGCCGCUUCAUGUGCUAUCCUGUUUUAAGCUUCCCCUUGGACUGUGCAGGAUUCUGGAUAAACAUGUGGCCCGGUUCUGGUGGGGGAUGUCUGAAGGGCAUCCUAAGAUCCACUGGAUGUCUUGGCGGAAUCUUUGUCGCAGUAAGCAUGAAGGGGGUAUGGGGUUUCGCCGUUUUGAGCAGUUCAAUCAAGCACUCCUUGCAAAAGUUGGGUGGCGUAUUCUGAUGGAGCCUCAGUCCCUCUUGGCGCAGGUAUAUAAGGGUAAAUAUUUUCCGCAGGGAACGUUCCUUGAGGCUAAGGCCCGCUCUAGGCCCUCUUGGGGGUGGACGAGUAUUCUCCAUGGGCGGCAGUUACUUGUAGCUGGGUUGCGGUGGCAAAUUGGGAAUGGGCAGACGGCUCCGCUCCUGCAGGCUAGCUGGAUCCCAGGAUUGCAUCCGCAGCUGCCUGUUCAUAAUCCUCGGAUUUUGCCGGCUGGUCAUGAACCUCGUGUUGCUGAGGUCAUGUGUCAGGGUGGAGGGGGUUGGAAUGUGGACCGGUUGGGGCAGUGGUUUGACCCGCCUACCUGUAAUGCAAUUCGAGCUAUCCCUCUCCCGGUCAUGGAGGUGGAGGAUAAACUGAUGUGGCAUGCCACGGCGGAUGGGAUUUUCACAGUUAAAUCUGCAUAUCACUUGGCAGUGACGCUGGAUAAACGAUCGGGCCGUUGGCGGGAUAUGGUUAGCUGGAUGGAUAAAAAUAGUUGGAUUCGGUUGUGGGACGCGAAUAUUCCACCGAAACUUAAGAUCUUUGCCUGGCAGAUUUUUAACCAUAUCCUUCCUACUAUGGAGGCCCUUGUUGAGAGGAAGAUUCCGGUGCUGUUGCGAUGUCCGGUGUGUUGGGGAGAGAGGGAAUCUUUGGAGCAUUUGUUCCUCUAUUGCCCAGUUGCUCGAGCCAUGUGGGAUUACUCGGGGUUGGAGUCUCUGGGUGAGGGGCUUCCACGGCAGACGUUUCCCCUUUUCCUUAAGCGUUUACUGGCGCUCAUCCACCAGCCGGCUCAAUUUAUGGCAGUGAUUGCUGUCCUCUGGCGGAUUUGGAAGUCCCGAAAUUGGGUUGUGUUCGAGGGAAAACAAUUUGCCUUCGUGGCCUUAGUUCGCCAGUUUCAGCAGCAGGUGGAUGAAUGGAUGCGAGUACCGGGUGAUCCUUCUCCGGGCAGGGUUGUGAGGGUCUGGCAGGCCCCAGUUCCGCAGGAGGAGGUAGGGGUUGUUUGUAGGUGGGAUGGGGCUACGAGGACGGGUUCACAUUCUGCGGGGGGCAUGGUGCUGAGCGUGGAUGGUGGGAUUCUAAGGGCUACAGGGAUUCAGUUCCCAGUAAUCGAAGACCCGGUGGUUGCUGAGGUCUUGGCGCUUAGGGAGGCGGUGCGGUGGUGUCUGAUUCAAGGAUAUAGUGUGGUGAGGUUUGAGGGUGAUGCGAAGGUGAUUAUUGAUAAAAUCCAGGAUCGCGUAGACGAGGAUAGUAGGAUGGGGGCGGUUCUUAGCGAAGUGGUUCAAUGUUUUGUCUCCAUCCGGGGUUGAGUAUUCGAUUUGUAGGCCGGCGUAGUAAUAGGGUAGCCCACUUGGUGGCUAGAAAGGCCCUUUCGUUGUACCCGGCUGCUUGUCGUAGGUUUGAUUUUCUGGCCUGGCUAAAUUCCAGGAUGUAACUGUCUUCUUGAUUGAUUAAUAUAUAUCUUUUGCCAAAAAAAAAAAAUUUGAUUGAGAUAAGAAAAAAAAAUUUAGAAAGACCACACGAUGAAUAUAUGAUAGUUUUUUAAUUAGUGGUAUUCAUUAUUUGACAGUUCGAGAUGUAAUCGAAUAAUUAUCAUACAUUUUGCAUAGAAAUAAUUGAGAUGUAAUAGCACUUAAAGAUCAAAAUAGUAGUAUAUUUAAACAAAUAUCAUUACAAUGAAAGAAAACAAAAUUGCUCCGCAAAUAAAUUGACCCCCAAAAUUCUAUACACUGACUGAAUUAAUUAAGAUCAUUAUCAGGAGUUGUUUAUUUGAAUAUGAAGAUUGAUUAUCACAUUGGAAACAGCGAUGUGUCCAUUCCCCUGAACUAGCCCAACAAAGAAGUUUGCUUCCUUUUCCUUGGUAAGAUUUCAGAAAACAGGGGAAGGGAAGAGGUUAAAGGCAGGGCCAAAAUGGAGUGGUGCUGUGUCUUCUUCUGAGGGCCGGCUGGCUGGCUAAGGUUAAUUACCCCCAUUGCCCAUUUCCCUUCUCUACUCUAGUAUUACAUUCUGUAAUUGUAAUUAUGAACUUCAAGCACAAUUACAUACAUGAUUACCGUUAUGCACAACCAAAUUUAUCAUCCUAACAUGAUAGUGAUCGUAAUAAGUAAUAACCAUAACAAUUGGUUGUAAGUUGUAACUGUGAAGGAUCUCAGAUUACCUAAUACAUUAGAUCAAUCAAUCUUUUGCGUAAAAGUUGUACAUUUCUUCUCGCAUUUUCUACCUUGCAUUUACUACUAGUGAAAUGAAACGAACUUAAUCCGAAAGGGUGUUAUAGCGAUAAUGUACAACUUUACAAAAAGUAUAUCACCACCAUUUAUGGCUGCUUUGACAAAUUCCAAUCUCUGUGCGAGACUGUUUCCCUCCAUAAAUAAUUGUUGGUCUCCUUUCCUUUCCCCUGUAAAUAAUUUACUCUUUGCCUCCUCCUUCAUGUCCCCUCCCCCGGCCAUCUUCUCCUUUUGACUUUUCAAUCUCCCUUUGGCACUGAGCUAUAACUCAUUCACUAACAACCUUACUUGGUGUCUUCUUUAGCACAUUAAACUUAACAAGCCUCU